CCAGGAUUUAUGCGGGGGAUUAUGUGUCAUGCGGUAGGAUAACACGCCGUCUUAUUUAUAUAAGGCUCACUCACCUCAUCCGUUAACAGCGAAUUGGUCCUGUAAUCAUCCCUUCGGUCUUUGAGACUAACAAGAUGAAGAUCCAAGUGCAGCCUCUGCCUCUUUUACUUUUACUCACCGGCAACGUACUCGCUGCAAAGAACUACCACUGUCCUCCAAUCGGUCCAGUCCUCCCUGCGCCAACAACCCCAAGCUCGCAUCAAAAUGUGAAAAAUGCCAUUGAAGCUAUUACAGAGACUAUCAAGGCCUAUUCGAGUCUUUUGCAUAGCUCAGCUGUAUCAGUUGGUGUCACGUCAAUUUACGAAGACAACCCCUUGCUAGAUCUUCAUCACACACCAGAGAACUUGGAUCCUCGAGGCGUAAGCAAGAUCGAUGCCGACUCAGUUUAUCGCAUUGGUAGUAUCUCGAAGGCGUAUACUACCCUUGCAGCGCUCAAACUCAAGGGAGUGGGCAUGCAUGACCCGGUGACGAAAUAUGUCCCUGAAUUGAGGAAGUUGAAUAAGCAGCAGAGUGAGAAUAAUGCAAUUACAACUAUUGAUUGGGACAAGGUAUCACUGCAGGCCCUUGCGUCGCAUAUGGGUGGCAUGCCCGCCGAUUUUACGGAUUUGACGAGCUUUAGGAAUUGGACCGACCUUGGUCUUCCUGCUGCGCAUGAUGUUUUAGGAUGUGCUGGUCUGGUUGGAAUUCCUCCCUGUGACGUUCAAGACUUUUGGGACAACUUUGGCAAACGGCCUCCGACUUCUGCGCCUUGGGGUAAUCCGGUGUACUCAAACAUCGCGUUCUUCGUAAUGAGCUUGGUCAUAGAGAGAGUCUCGGGAGAUUCGUUCGAAGACUUUGUGCAGAAGAAUGUGCUUGAUGUUGCGGGGAUGAAUAGUACGACUUAUGCGAAGCCUGAUGACUCCGUGGGAGCAAUUGGGCCAGAUGAUAUAUUCUGGAAUACUUCGAUUGGUAUUCUUAGUCCGGCUGGUUCGUUCUACUCAUCGACAAAGGACCUCCUCGCUUUUGGGUCUUCUAUCCUCAAGCAUGAGUUCCUAGAUCUUACGGAGACAAACAAGUGGCUCAAGCCUGUGACUUUUACGAGUGGAAGAGGACAGUUCAUUGGAGCCCCAUGGGAGAUUGUGCGAUCUAACAAGCUCACAUCCGACGAAAGGGUGCUCAAUGUCUACACCAAAGGAGGUGAUCUGGGCACUUAUCAUUCUAUCUUUGCAAUGAUUCCAGACUAUGGCAUUGUGAUUAGUGUACUAGUGGGAGGCCCCGAGAUUGCAGGAGGGCUUCCUCUGGUUUUCUUCUCAUUAAUCACAAAGGCACUUGUGCCAGCUCUCGAAGCAGCAGGUAAAGACCAAGCAAAGAAGACAUUUGCAGGGACAUACAUAAAUGAGGGCACAAACUCGACUCUUGUUCUCGACGUCGACGACGAUGGCCCAGGUCUGAGCAUCACAAAGUGGAUAGUCCGCGGAACAGACGUCUCAACACAUUGGCUUCAUUAUCUCUCCAUGCUCAACCCCAGCGUACCGAAGAUCUCACUUUCUGGGCGAUUGUAUCCCACAGAUCUCACAGCGGGGAAUAAGACAGAGUGGAGAGCGGUGUUUAGAAUUGGCACGGCAAAUCAGAUUGGGAUGCAGGAGGGUUUGUUGUUUUGGGAGGAUGCGAGUUGUAUGAGUUGGGCAAUGAUAGACAGAGCAGCGUAUGAGUUUUUGGGACUGGAUGAGAUGGUGUUCAAUACUGAGGAUGGAAGGGCAGGGGGUGUUGAGUUGAUGGGAUUCAAGACUGCAUUGAAGAAGGUCAAGUAGAGUUAUACUGAACAUGUGUAUUCUGUCUAUAUAAGUUGUACUAAAGUCCGCCAAAUAGCUUCUGUUCUCGUCGACCGUUGCGUUGAGCAUAAUGUCUUUGGUAAUAUAUCAUAGUCUGGUUGUACAAUCAAGAAUGUGGAAUGUGGAAUGUGGAAUGUGGUAUUGUGUCAAAGACGAGGUGCUGAGACGUUGAUGAGAGGCAUCGUGCAUGGAAAGGCCACUGCGUAUUGGGUGUCGAAUGUGAGGAGUCGAGGCUGCAAGGUUGGAGAUUGAAGAGGGAGGGCUUCUUCUGUAAAAUAUUGUCAGUAAAUUACCAGAAAAUAGAGAGGAGAGGAAAAUGAAC
Fusarium redolens is the source of this 2193-nucleotide messenger RNA. RefSeq names its product beta-lactamase/transpeptidase-like protein. Bases 135 to 1850 code for a protein of 571 amino acids. NCBI's taxonomy places the organism in Eukaryota, Fungi, Ascomycota, Sordariomycetes, Hypocreales, Nectriaceae. The transcript is spliced from 4 exons. The record is from RefSeq and is a predicted model, not a curated record.